Penicillium waksmanii is the source of this 2832-nucleotide messenger RNA. Its product is annotated as putative GTPase activating protein (Gyp5). The coding region runs from base 1 to 2832 and encodes 943 amino acids. The record is from RefSeq and is a predicted model, not a curated record. Lineage: Eukaryota; Fungi; Ascomycota; Eurotiomycetes; Eurotiales; Aspergillaceae. The transcript has 4 exons.
AUGUCGUCGAAUCGCAACAGCAACGACUAUGUAGGGGAGUCCUUCGAUGAUGCCCCCGAACACCCAGAGAAUCUCAAUGUCAAAAUCCCUCAAUCCUCUUCAACCAGGUCAUUGACCGACAGCCCACCCGUCGGUACAGCCCCUUCUCCCGACGCGACGGAGAAGCCGCCUCUCCCUACUGCAUCGCAGGACGAGCAGCAGGACGACGGGACUGACGGCGGUGAAACCAAGAGCGCAAAGAAAAAUAAGAAGAAGAACAAGAAGAAGAAGGGAAAGAAUCAAGAUGAGGUCGAAGAGCAAGAUAACGCCACCGUGGAGGAUGGCCCAGGCGAUGCCGUGGAGGACACCGUGGACCUCGAGACUGUCGGAGAAGCAAAGGGCGAUGGCAGUAAGGACCAGAAGGAUGAGCAGGCUCAGCUAGAUGGACCCCUGGAGACCGAAGAGCUGGGAGAUGGAGACCGCACGCCCGUGAGGAGUCCCCCGCAAAAGUCCCCCCUACUCACCUCCCACCGUCUAUCAACCACCUCAUCAUUGGACGAGGUGGCCUUGACCAAAGAGGAUGAGUCGGUCGCCCCCAACAUUACGACCCCAGACAUAACGAGACAGUCGCCCCCGGUCCCUGCCAAGGAUGAUGUCGCUUCCCCGCCGAGCGGAGGCCUCAUGGGCUUGUCUGGAGCCUUGCCAUCUUUGCCUUGGGGACCGCCUCCAGUGAACAAGAACCCUCCUCCUCCUCCUGCUGCUCCGCCCCCUGCGCCCACCCGGAAACCCAGCGGGCCCUUUGCGUGGUUCUCCCGAAGCUCGACCGGAACCAAGGACAUCAAGUCUCCCCAGUCUACCAGUCGACGGAACACUGCCAAUUCUGUUUCUACACUCGCAAGCAACUUGGAUCGAUCCCAUGACGGUGAAGAUGGGGACUCGUCGAGCGUCAACUCGAAGAAGCCGCGGAGGAACAGCCUCAAGGACCAGUUCAAGCUGCUGCGCAUGCGAGAAGAGGUCCACGCCCAGGGGCAUGGCCACGAGAAUGAUGAUGGCAGCGUCCGCUCCGGUCACGCGAGCAUUAGCCAUGCCGGAGCUAGUCCGCCUAUCAUCCCGGAAGAAGGAGAGGAAGGCAUUUUGGCCGCUCCUGCACCCGCCCCAGGAGCAACAUCGCCCGGUGGGGCUCAAUCGACGAUCAACGCAAGUCUAGCACCAGGCACCGUGUCUGGGUCCUCUCAAUCCGCCAUUGACGCAUCUACACCCGUUGACUGGGAUCUUUGGCAGCAGCUGGUAAAUAACGGACCUCAGGCUAUUGGUAGCUCGGAGGAAUUGAAUGCGGCCAUCAAACGGGGUAUCCCACAGACCAUCCGAGGCGUCAUCUGGCAAAUCUUGUCCGAUUGCCGUACUGGUGAGUUGGAGGAUAUUUACCGUGAACUCGUCGCUCGGGGAACAGACAAGGACCGUCGCACACCCGAUCUCUUGAUUAACGGCACCACCGAGACAUCCUCAUCGCGAUCGUCCAUUCGCUCUAACCACUCGGGCUCCCCAACACAACCAACGAGCACCACUCCCAGUCCGUCUCAGGAGAUGGACCCUGAGAGGCUGGCCAAAGAACAGGCUGCCAGUGAAAGCGUCCGCGCAAAGAGGGCCAAGGACGAGGCUACCGCAUUGCAAAAAUUGGAGAAAACUAUCCGGAGAGAUUUGGGUGCACGGACAAGCUAUUCGAAGUACUUCAUCUCCCAAGGAAGCCAAGAAAGUCUGUACGGAUUGUGUAAAGCCUACGCUCUUUAUGAUGAAGCCGUUGGAUACGCCCAGGGCAUGAACUUCAUCGUCAUGCCUUUGCUUUUUAACAACGAUGAGGUCGAUGCCUUUGAGUUGCUCGUGAAAUUGAUGAAUAAGUACGGUCUUCGUGAAAUGUUCAUUGCGGACAUGCCUGGUCUUCAUCGCAGUCUUUAUCAGUUUGAACGACUACUGGAGGACCUCGAGCCAGCUCUUUACUGCCAUCUCCGCCGCCGUGGCGUGCCCCCGCAAUUAUACGCUACACAGUGGUUCUUAACAUUAUUCGCCUACCGUUUCCCUCUCCAACUUGUCCUUCGCAUCUACGACUUGAUAUUUGAAGAGGGUCUUGAGAACACCAUCGUCAAAUUCGCCGUUGCGAUCAUGCGCCGCAAUACAGAGACUCUCUUGGGAAUGAAAGACAUGGCCGCCCUUACAACGUUCCUCAAGGAGCGCAUCUUCGACGUGUACAUUGAUAAGCAACCAUCCGCAUCCUCAAUCUUAGAAUCCGGCUUCUUCGGCAGCUCCGGCGCCGCAGACAAGGGAGUCUACCGAUCAGACAUCCUCGUGCAAGAUGCUUGCGACAUCCCACUCACAAAAGAGAUGCUCAAUUCAUACACAGCCGAAUGGGAAGAAAAGACACGAACGGAGAAGGAGCGCGAACUCGAACUCGAACACCUCCGCCACACCACCGCCACGCAAUCAUCCCGGAUUCGCCUUCUGGAAGAACGCGCCGAAGCAUCCGAUAAGGAACACGUCCAAUUAGCUUCCGAGCUCGUCCAUGCCAAGGUUGAGAACGAGGAACUCCGCGACCUAACAGAAGCCCUAAACCUGCAGGUUAGCCAGCUGAAGAAAGUCGUGGACAAGCAACCCGCCGAAGUGGAGGAGAAGCUCCGCCUUGAGAUGGAACGCAUCAUGCAGCGCAACAUCGAGGUGCAAAAUGAGAAUCGCUCCAUGGAGGAGAAUAUGGCGGAUAUGGAGAAAGAGUUGGUUGCUACUAAGAUGAAGUGGGCCGAGAUCUCCGAAAAUCACGAAACUCUUAGGCAAAAAUGGAGUGAUCUCCGCCGAGCUCUUGAUUAA